UGACAGUGACUGACGUGUAAGUGUUUCGUGAUUUAUUUGGACUACUUUCGUUUUCAAAGGUCAUUUACCAUAGAAAAAGGUUUACAAUUGAAAAAGUUAGGAAAUACAUAUAAUUGACAGUUAAUUGGAUUAAAGACUUUCAAGCACAAACAUUAACACAUGCCCAAUAUGAUGAAUAGCUAGCUAUUCUAUACUGGAAAUCAUAGUUUAAGGAGGGCAACAUGACAGUUAAUGUUACGUCAGCCUAUAUGAAGAAUCGACUGGUAAAUAGCAGAUGUACUUGUUAUCUGGAGGGAAGUCGGUAGAUGUCUGAGAAGAAUAUCAAGCUUAGUUAGAGGAACGUGUUAAUUAGACUAUAGUAGUCUCAUGCGUACAUUUCCUUACUAGUAUAAGUAAUGCAGUCUGAGUUGUGAAGUGUCAGUCGAUCAGUGUAUCAGAAUAAAUAAUGAGACCCAUUUAUCAGACUAUGAUAUAUGUAUUUGCUUUGAUGCUUAGCUCCUUUCAACAAUAAAAUGAAUAUCCUUCAUUUUUUGACAAUGUUGAAACAUUUAAAAACGUACUCUAAAUAAUACACUCCGGUCCGUCUAAUAUUAUGAAGAUUGCUUGUUUAUAUUGGUGAUAAAAACUGAUAAAGAAAAUACGCAGAUAUAAAUAUAUAGGCCAAAUAGAUUUAAUGUGAAACAUUCAUAUAGUUUAAUUCAUAAUUUGCUUUUAUAUAUAGAUGCAAAAUUAUGGAAGUCUCUGGUAAGACAGUGCUUAAAAACAAAAAUUUAAAACUGUGCAAUUUCUGUGAAGAUUUUGAUGUAACAACUUAUGCCGAUGGGUUCUGCUUAGAAUGCGAAGUCUAUACUUGUGACACAUGUUUUCAAAAACACAAAGGACGAAGAAUUAAUAGAAAUCAUUCCUUAGUUAAUGUUGACGAGUCCAAUUCAGUCAAAAUAACGGUUGAUGAUGCGUAUGAAACUUGUCAAUUUCACAAAGGAGAACUUGUGAAAUUUUAUUGCUCGAAGCACGACCAAGUUUGCUGUGGGGAUUGUAUAGUAUUAAAUCACAAUGGAUGCAAGAUAGAGUUUAUCAACAACAAAGCUGCUGCCUUUGAAAACAGCCAGGACAAUAAAACUUUAAUAAAGGAUUUAAACAAAUGCAAGAGACAGGCUGAAGAUAGUUUAUCAUUGGUAGCGAUAAACAGACAACAGUUGUCCAAACUAUAUGAGCAGUUUGUCCGAGACGUUGAAACUUUUGCGGAAGAAAGUAUUGAGCGUUUGAACUUGAUGAAGGAGAAGGUUCUUAAUCAAGGCAAAGAUGUUAUGUUGAAUGACAAACGAAAAUUGGAUGAUAUUCAGAAGGAGGCCGACGACCUGAUAGUUGAAAUAUCUAAUCAAAGCAGUCUACUGGAGUCUAAAAAGGAUCAACCUAACAAGUUGUUUGCUGCUUCACUGCAAGUUAAGCCCGCAUUGAAAAGGACACAGCAUAAUAUUGAUAUUCUUAGAAAGAAAAAUGUUGUGACCGAAUAUAUAUUCAAACGGGACCAAACUUUAGAAGAGAUGAUGAAAGAAAGCAAGGGGAUUGGGUUGCUUCUUCAACAGGGGGAAACAGAAUCAACUAUCUAUACAAGAGAUAUAGACCCACCAGAAACAGUUGCUAGAUAUGUUAAAGUACAAAACAUUCCAAAAGGAUUAGACAUACAAAGCCUGAAAGUUGUCUUGUUUAGAGAAGGGGAUUUUCCAGUAAGACUUCCAAAACUGAUUUAUUGUAAUGGUGACAGUGAAGCUCUGCUUAUAUGUCAGUCUGAAAAAGACGCUGUAGAUCUGACCAAGUGUACACAUCUAAAACCAUUUGAAUUUAAAGUUCUAGAGAAGGUUGGCAAAUUCGUCACAAAAGCAAUAGAUCAAAAUUGUGUGGAGAAAAUGAAACAAUUUUCCAACUUUGAUAAGUUUCAACGGGAACUCUUAUACUAUGACAUAACAAUAAUAAAAGAACCACCGUGUGUAAUCGGUGCCCCGACAAUUUUACAAAUCAAGUUUUCCAAGCUUAUAAUUGAUAAAUGGACACAGAUUCAAACAACCGAAAAUUUCAAAAGUAAAAGUGAAGCACACAAAAAGAAAGACGCUUUGACAAGCGACAAUGAUUUAAGCAUCAGUGAAAACUUAAGUAACAAAAUUGGUAGUAAAUAUUUGAAGGAAUACAUCACAAAAGAGAACAUUAAUGUUUAUGUUUAUGAGGCAAAUAUACUGCAGCUUGAUGUUGACUGUAUUGUGAGUGCUUCAAAUGAAUGUCUGCAACAUGGAGGAGGUGUUGCUGCAGUAAUAGAAAAGGGUGCUGGCUACAGACUAACAAAAGAAAGCAAUGAUUUUGUCAGGAAGUAUGGUAAUUUGCCAGUGGGAAAAGCUUGUACAACUACAGCUGGGAAUUUAAGUUAUGAUUGUGUUAUACAUACAGUUGGUCCCAGAUGGUCUGCCUAUUCCCCACAUUCUAUGCAAGAUGUCCAAGAUUGUCAGCUGCAUCUGUACCAAGCUGUAUAUAACAGUUUCAUAGAAGCAGAAAAAAGAGGUCUAAAGUCCAUCGCGUUGCCUGCAAUAAGCUCAGCAAUAUUUGGUGUUCCAGAAGAGAUUUGUGUACAGCAGUAUGCAAAAGCUACAUUUGAUUACAGCAGAAAAACUUCUAAUGAGCCAUCUGCAUUAAAAGAGAUCCAUUUUAUUGACAAGAACACAAAUAUUGUAAAGAAAAUACAGGAUGCAUUCUACUUAGUGUUUGUUAAAGGAGAAAUGCCUGAUUGUGAUACCAGCAAGUUUGUCAAAAGCUGGAGACAUGGCAAAGGACAUUCCCCUGGAAGUUAUACUGGAGCACAAGCCGGUUUUAGCAGCAGUGUACACAAGGAUAGCUUUAAUGCUCAAACCCAGUCUACCACAAGCAAUAUUUAUGAAGUAACCCAGACGGAACCAUUAUCAUUUUUUGACGAGGAAUCAAACGCAUAUGCAUAUAUCCUGCAUGGGAAGGAAGAAUAUAGGCUGCUCUUAACUCGAGGAGAUCUGUUAAAAGUUAAAGCACGUGCUAUUGUUAUACCAGUUGAUGGUCGAGGAAAUCGUGGAAAUAUUGCUGGUAGUCUGUUUUCAAGAAUACCAAAUAUAUACCGUAAAAACUACACUUGUAAGCUGUCUUUAGAAUGCCAUCGUAAAAAAGAGUGUGAUGUUUUCAUUACACAUGGUUAUGAGUGUGGUUAUCCAAUUAUUGUACAUGCAAUUUAUCCAGCUAAUGCUAAAUACAAAGAUAUCAGCCAAAGGAAGCAUGAUGUUCAAAAGCUGUAUAAGAAUGUAUUUAGCUUGUGUGACACAGAGACUGGAAUUCAGGAAGUUGUUGCACCGUUACUUGGCCCAGAUAGUAGAUCAGAAUCUGAUAUAAGGGCAUGCGCAGAAAUGUUCCUUCAGAGUUAUCUAGAUUACUAUUCUAGACCUGUCAGAAAGAAGUCCCUGCUAGUUCACAUUGUUUGCAGAGAAGACCUGGUAUUUGACUGUGUCAAAGGUUUUUUGGAUGAAUAUGUCAUGUCAAAGAAGGCAGAAUGCUACUCAAGUCAAAAUAUAAGUUCCUAAUAAAUGGAACAGCAUCCAACCUAUUAUAAUACGAAGGUGAAUUGUACAAUGCUAAGUGUUAUUAUAUAUAUCAUAAAUCUUUGGUGAUAGCUGUUUUAUGAAUAAACAAAUUACAUAUAAUAUUGAUUUCGAAAUUAAUUGAAUAUUGAUUAAUACUAUUAUAUUGUAUAUACAUUUAAUUGAAAGAACAAGAAAAGUUGGUUUUUUAUAUAAAAAACAUCAUGUAUAUACAUGUAUGUCUCGUAUUGUUUGAUUUCUGAUUUGGCUAUUUUUGGUUUACAUAAUAUAUACGAUUAUGAGAAUCUAGUUUUUUGUAAAUUUAAAAAAGAAUCAUACAGCAGCAUACCUCAAGGUCCAUCCAAAUAAACGUUGUCAGGUGGUAAAAUAAAUUAAAAUGGUAUGAAUGUUAUGAAUUUUUUUCUAAAACUUGUCAACAAAUUUAUAUUUAUAUUUAUGAUCGAAAAGUUGUAACAUAACAUGUCUAUUUUAUUAAACACACAUGAAUGUGUCACAAGAAAACUGAAUAAAAUUAUCCGGAACAAAAUAUCAAUUUGCUAUUUUAAUCAUAUUUUUUCUGUUGAGCAAUGAUUUCGUCUAUUGACUUAAAAGGCAAAUUUAUUAGCUAUUACCAUAUUUAGAAUGACUUUUCAAAAUUCAAACAAUAAUUAUUGUACCUUAUAUAUAACUUUAUACACUCUUACUGAAAAGCAAAAUGUAAAGCAAUUAUAAAUAUGUUAUUUUAGUUAUAUGUUAUUUGUACGUUCGUUGGAAUAAGUGAAAGUGAAUACCAACUAAAACAAAAUUUAGAUUACGAUUGAUCAUCUAAGUUGACGAUGAUUUCUCUAGGUUCAUACAAAUUUCUGCCUUUCCAUACUUGUUAUAACUGUUUUCAUAACACACAUUGGCUUGCUGAUAACAUGUUUGUUAUUAGCAUUUUCUUUUGAUUGAUUGUACUAUUUAUAAUAAUUAUUUUCAUUAUUGUACCAUUUUGAAUAAGUAUCAAACGUUUGUGUUCUGCUUAUUCAAUGUAGGAUUUGUUUCAUGUUAUGUAAUCUUUAAACAUGUGAUAUGUUGAAGCAUACCUUUAUACGGCGGUAUGUCGGCUUAUGUGGAAGGAGUAUGAUGUUUAGUUAAUGGUGAAAUAUCACGAGACAUGGUAAAGUCUUCAUAAACUUAAUGCUUGUAAAAGCGCCUUACAUUUGUAAAAACAUUAGCCUCACAAAUGGUAUUGCUAUUUGGUAUAGUUAUGUAUUAUCAUAUAACCUUUUGACGCAGUAAUUAAGGUUGGUUGGAGAAUACCACUAGAAAAUUUAAACUGUUUGGUGCAAGGGAGGUAUUAAGCUAGAUUACUGAUGGUUUGUGAUUUUACAGAAGAUUCUUGCUAAGUCUGAUACACUGUAUGGUCAUUUUUUGUAUAAAUUAUUUAAGCAAAAGUGUAAAGCAAAAUCUUAUGUAAAAUUAUGUUAUUGUGCAGGGGUGUACUAUUCUCCGGUCCGGUCGCUUCCGGUCUCUCCCGAUCUAUUUUGACCGGAAUUUACGAGAGACCGGCGAAUAGUAUCAUAUUUACUGGCAUGAUUAGUGCCGGUCUUCUACAAAUUAUCAAUCUUUCUAGAUGAAAAAUGUGUUGAGGUGAGAUUUUUUGUUCGGAUAUAAUGUAUUUCGUUUCAAAUUAUUUGUUUGUUUUUGAAUUAUGUAUUCUUUGUGGUUACUAAUUAUAUAUCUUAAUCAGAUAUAAAUGUAAAAGCUUAUCAAUUACGGGGAAUGACAUAAAUUAUUUUAUGUGAGCAUGAAAUGUUAUAAAUGAAAAAGCAUAUUAAAUACGGGGACGUCUGUUAGUUAGUUAAUUUUAUAGCGGUUUGUUAAUGUUUUUUUUGUAUUUUUUUCUUUUUCUAUCUUUAUCGACUAAUAUAGAUAAAAAAAUAAUCAUGUAUGUAAAUUGCGUUAGUAAAGCAAAUGAUGACAAAAUCUAAAAAGAUAAGAUUUUCAAAUAAAAGUAUUGAACAAUUAAAUGGUAAUUAAAUAGUAUUUUUAUAUUAUUUAUAUUUAUCGAUGAUUGACGAUAUAUCAUGCCGAUUUUGCCAAAAAUAUGCAUCAGUUAUCUUUUUUAAAUUAUAACAUUUUAAUGUAUAAUUACAUUUGUUAGUUUAAUGUAAUAUCUUGAUUAUCAAUGGCAACGGGCAUAUACUAUCAUUUUUAAUCUACUUGUGUAACGCACGAUCAACACCACACUUGUUUAUUGUCCCUUAUUAUGUAAUCGCUAUUAGCGAAGUCCCCAUCAUUAAAUAUCUUAAGAUAUCUGUUCACACUUAUUCAAUUCAAUUCAAUGUUUAUUUGGCUUUAACAUAUAUACAAUGUUUAUCGCCAAUACAUCUGGCGGCACAAUACAAAACAAUAUAUAUUUUGAACAUGAGAAAAGCAUGAUAAUAACAAUUAUAUACUUUGAACAUAAAAACAUAUAAAUUAUUUAUGACAUUACAACAAAGGUUACACAAUACAUAAAUUAUUUAUAAUCAUCCUCUUAAAGAAAAUGAUUGGUAUAUAUAUUUAGCUAGCUUGAUAAUAGUACUGCUUUGAGAACUGUUAAGAAGAUUUUUAAACUUGAAUAAAUUAGGCCAAUGACAAUAAUAAUUUGGCAAACAUUUGAUACGUAAUUCUCUAUAAAACGGACAAACUAAGAGGAAGUGAUAUUCAUUUUCAAUGACAUUCAUAUUACAUUUGGUACAAAUUCUAAGGUUUCUUUCUAUAUUUCUAUGUCUUCCUUCUUCUAUAAGUAAGUUAUGUGCAGAGCAUCUAAAUCUGGUCAAACUAAUUCUAUGAUUUUCAUUCUUAACACAAGAAAUAUA
This is a messenger RNA of Ruditapes philippinarum (Manila clam), 6430 nucleotides long. RefSeq lists its product as uncharacterized. Lineage: Eukaryota; Metazoa; Mollusca; Bivalvia; Venerida; Veneridae. The transcript is spliced from 8 exons. The record is from RefSeq and is a predicted model, not a curated record. The coding region runs from base 732 to 3587 and encodes 951 amino acids. Gene Ontology annotation, molecular function: zinc ion binding.